Zingiber officinale is the source of this 1272-nucleotide messenger RNA. RefSeq lists its product as uncharacterized. The record is from RefSeq and is a predicted model, not a curated record. The transcript has 3 exons. Lineage: Eukaryota; Viridiplantae; Streptophyta; Magnoliopsida; Zingiberales; Zingiberaceae. Bases 1 to 1272 code for a protein of 423 amino acids.
AUGGAAGAGGAAGAGGAACAACCUUUUGUCGCUAUACUCAAGAAACCCAUGCUUACUGAGGAAGUUCCCUUUCGUGACACUUUUGGUACUUUUGUGCAGCUCCUCCUUGUUCCUUCACCUAUUUCUUUUGAGAGAGCUUCUUCUGCUUCUCAAAUGGCUACUACCACUUCGGCACCCUCUCAACCCCUUCCUUUGGCUUUACUUCCUCUGACUUCUGGACCACGAGCUAAAAGAACCCCUUGCAGGAGGUCUUCUCCGAGUCCAGGAUCAUCAACUAUCCAUGCUCCCACAAUUGAAUCACCUUUUAUUGCUUUGCCACCUUCCAUCCCCUCUAGUUCUUCUUCUGUUAUUCCCAUUUCUACCACUUCUUCUCUCUCUCUUCCUUCUUCUUCUACCCGACCUUCCUCACCUUCUGUCUCCCCACCUUUAUUUAGACAGGCUAUGGGUCUGCCCUCUCAACUGGGACAAGCUUCGGACCCUCCUAGUUAUGGUCUUCUGCAACUACAGGGCCUGCUGGCUGAAUCUUGGCAGCAUAGCCAAGAACUGUCAAGGGGCACUAGUUUUUCCAACCGCGCUGACAGUCAUAGUCGUCAAGCUGUUGUCAUAAACCAACUGAUCAUUGCCUUGGAAAGGGAAAAUGACAAGUUAAAAGCCCAAAUAGAGGCACUGAAAGCUAAUCUUCCUCCUUCCCACACUGAGCUUACUCAGUUACAAGAGAAGAUAGCUUUACAGGCUCAACAAAUAGAGGCCAUGAAAAAGGAACUGCAGCAGGAGCAACAGUCAUUGAAAAAUAAAGAGCUUGAAAGAAAAACCCUAGAGUUGCGAGUGGAUCGGUUAAGUUCCAGCCUCCAGGUGGAAUAUGCUUUAAAAGACAAAGUCAUCUCAGAUAUUUCUCAUAAAAAUGUUGUCUUAGAGAAGGUGGAGAGGCUUCACAAUGUCUUUCUUUCUGAGCAGGCUCAAGAUUCAGCCUCAAGAGAUUUUGCUAUUCUACAAGAGCAAGAACAAAGAAAGGCUCAAGAUGCCGAGAUAUCCUCACUCCAGAAGGAGAUAGAGCAGCUUAAAUCAGAAAGAGAUGCUUUCAAAGCCCAAGCUGCCACAUUACAAACCGAAUUUCAAAGUUAUAAGGAGCAGGAGGAGGAUCGAUGGGAGGACAGGCGCUUAACCUAUCUAAGGUCCCCAGCAUUUACUAAUGAAUAUAUCCGCUGGGUCAUAGGGACUUUAAAUCAUUCCGUGACUGGAGUUAUUCAACAAUUGAGGGAAGGUGGUUAUUAA